Exserohilum turcica Et28A is the source of this 1599-nucleotide messenger RNA. RefSeq lists its product as uncharacterized. The transcript has 5 exons. Gene Ontology annotation, molecular function: FAD binding; oxidoreductase activity. The record is from RefSeq and is a predicted model, not a curated record. Lineage: Eukaryota; Fungi; Ascomycota; Dothideomycetes; Pleosporales; Pleosporaceae. The coding region runs from base 1 to 1428 and encodes 475 amino acids.
AUGGCUUCAAGUUCUACUACCUUCGAUUACUCCUCGCUUAAGGAGCUGCUGAAAGAUAGCAAUGCCGAGGUUCUUCUUCCCAAUGACGGCCAAGCGUACGAGAAGAGCAUCGAAAGAUGGAGCGAACACUGUAUCAAGAGAGCUGCUGCUGUUGUAAUGGUCACCUCCGCCGACGAUGUAUCUGCAACCCUAGCCCAGAUACGCAAACACAACAUCUCGUUCACCGUCCGGGGAGGCGGUCACUCCACCUCUGGAGCCGCCUCAAUUGAAGACGGCAUUGUGAUUGAUCUCUCCAAGAUGCGCAAGGUUACUGUAGAUACUCAAGCUAAGACUGUUACCGCUGAGGGAGGAACCAUCUGGGAAGAUGUUGAUGUCGAGGCUGCAAAGUACGGUCUUGCAACCGUUGGAGGUACCGUGAAUCAUACAGGUGUAGGAGGUCUUACGCUCGGUGGUGGAUAUGGUUAUCUCACCGGAAAGUAUGGAUUGACAAUCGACAACCUUCUCUCUGUACAAAUCGUUCUCGCUUCCGGAGAGCAGGUUAUUGCUUCUUCAACCUCAAACGAAGAUCUUUUUUGGGCAGUAUGUGGCGCCGGUCAAAACUUCGGUGUGGUAACAGCAUUCACCUUCCAAGCCUAUGAUCAGAAGAACCAGGUCUUCGCAGGGCCACUAGUGUUUCUUCCGGACAAGAUCCCUCAAAUUGUCGAGUUUGCCAACAAAUUCCACAAAGUCAACGAUGGCAACCAAGCAAUGCUCAUGGCAUUUUCUGCUCCCCCACCAGCAAAUGUGCCAGUUGUUCUCUGUCAGCUGUUUUACAAUGGUCCCGAAGAUGAGGCGACUGCUUUCUUUUCGGAUCUCUACGAACUUGGGCCUAUCGCGAAUAUGGCGGCCAUGAUUCCGUACGAGAAGCUGAACAGUCUACUUAAUCAAGGAGCUGGAUUCGAUGGCCGCAAACAGUUUGGUGGCGGAGCCUUCAAACUUCCUCUAGACCCUAGUCUUGUUGUUCAGAUCCAUGCCGAGUUCAACGCUUUCGUCGCAUCUCACGAACGCAUGAAUGGGAGCAUGAUGUUGUUCGAAAUUAUCCCCUACAAAAAGGUGAUCGAAGUGCCGAACGCCAAAACAUCAUUUGCGAACCGAGGAGAUUAUUACAAUGUUGCUACGAUGUUCAAGUGGUUUAAUCCGGCGAUCGACAGUGAGAUACGUACGUUCUCUCGAAGUCUGCUUAAAAAGACUUCCGAAACUGUUGCGAGCAGGUCAACUGACCGAGGAGUUGGUCAAUAUGGUAACUAUGCAACUGCCGAUGUGGAAGCGAACGAGAUCUUUGGUGCCAAUGUAAAACGUCUCGAAGAGCUAAAGCACAAGUACGACCCAGACAACCUUUUCCGUCAUGGGAACCGACUGAUACCAAGACCUUUGGUGGUUGUCAACUGAGUUUAUGCAACUCCUGUCUCUGGUCGAUCGUUCUCCAAGUGCUGUCUUAUAGUGCUUGCGUCUCGGACUGGAAAACUACUAGAUGUACUAGACUAAAUACACGAAUAGAACAAUCGGGGCUUACAACCAUUAUUCUCCGAAAUACAGGCCCAACCUGGCUAUUGCUACGUU